This is a messenger RNA of Aspergillus pseudonomiae, 1626 nucleotides long. RefSeq names its product hexokinase family protein. Gene Ontology annotation, molecular function: glucokinase activity; mannokinase activity; fructokinase activity. Gene Ontology annotation, cellular component: cytosol; mitochondrion. Bases 1 to 1626 code for a protein of 541 amino acids. Gene Ontology annotation, biological process: glycolytic process; intracellular glucose homeostasis; glucose 6-phosphate metabolic process. The transcript is spliced from 2 exons. The record is from RefSeq and is a predicted model, not a curated record. Lineage: Eukaryota; Fungi; Ascomycota; Eurotiomycetes; Eurotiales; Aspergillaceae.
AUGUCGCACACAUCGGUGAAGCCAUUCUCGGAUCUCUCGAGCUUUCUGCAGCCGCUUCGUAUAGGAAUAGAUACCCUGUAUGAAUUGUCAUACCGCCUUUCCUUAACCUAUAAGAAGUUAGCGGCCUCCCCCGAACAUUUCUUCCCCACUCCCAUCACCCGACUGCCAACUGGACUGGAAACGGGUCGGUAUCUCGCGGUCUACGUGGGUCUCUCAUAUCUCCGGGUGGCCUUUAUCGAUUUGUUGGGUGAUCAACAGCGCGUGCGACGAACACUUGAAAAGGCUUGGCCAAUCGAGGAGCACCUGCGAAGAGACCGUGCCCCAGAACUGUUUACCUUCAUAGGAGACUGUAUUGCAGAUGUUGUUAGAGAUAGCUUGAACAAUCCAAAUGAAGAGGUACCGCGCGAGCUGACGACCGGUAUCUCUUUUUGCUUCCCCAUCAGACAAAAAUGUUUGAAUGAGGCCAUUCUCAUGCCAACAGGGAAAGGCUUCGCAUUGAAGACUGAUCUUAACUUGCACCAAGCAUUACUGGAUGGCUACGAGCGUCACACCUGGUCCCCCGGUGAAGAUGAAGAUGAGCAGCGGAUGCCUGCUAAACGACGAAAGCUUUUCAACCUUCCAAGGCUAAGGAUUGCAGCGAUGACAAAUGAUACUUCGUCAACACUUUGCUCGCUGGCUUAUACAAUCCACUCGUUCCCAAAUACGCGCGCAGUAAUGGGCUUCAUUGUCGGUGCUGGCUCCAAUGCUACUGUUCCAUUAAAGAUAGCCGACCUACAUGAGCGUAAAGUCCAGCAUAUCCGGGAGAAGGAUCCAAGUGCCCAGGAGGCUCUAGUGUCGACGGAGUGGACACUAUCUAGUGCCUCAACACCAAUCUUUGAGCUGGAUCUCCGAACUAAAUGGGAUAUAGAACUCGACAACCAUUGCGAAAGGCCGGGAUUUCAGCCGUUGGAGUUGAUGAUUGGCGGAAGGUAUAUUGGUGAGCUAGUGCGGCUCAUCGCCUUUGACUGGUUUCAUAAUGUGCUAGGCAUCCCACGCUCAGCAUUGCCUGUGAAACUGGUUACAGAACACUCGCUUUCGACAGAUUUCCUUUCUCUCAAGGUGGCUUCCAACCAGUCUGACGAGGGGUUAGCAGUGGAGCUGUCUCAGGAGCUGCCGCAGCCUUCGAUAAGUGACUGGCGUUGGACAGCGGAUUCCUCACGGGAUCUUCGUGUCAUUGCAAACUUCGUCCAGGACAGAGCGGCUUCCCUGGUCGCAGCAGUUAUUGUUGGUCUUCUUGUAUGCGCCGGAGAGAUCGCCUUGCAACCGCCUCACAAUCAUAGAGACUUUUUGACACUAGCUGCUUCGAAUGGCAACACACGGACUGAGGAGUCCACAACAAGGUGGAAGAAUGGCCCAGAAGAACUGGCUGUCGCUGUUUCCGGCGGAGUCAUGCAGCAUUUUCCACACUACAAACAAAAGGCUCAAAGAUACAUAGACCAGCUCCUGAUUCGUGCUGGCCCGCAACAAGGAGGCAAAAGUAUCUUUCUUCGAGAUGUGAAUGAUGGGGGACUAAUAGGUACGGGAAUUCUAGCAGGCACUACUACCGGGGAGAUCGGGGGCAUCAUAGGCUCCACCUUUGAAGCGUGA